AUGGAGGCUACUUUGAAGGGCUCCUACGACGACAACAAAAGGGCCGGCGCGGCCGCCACUUUCGCCGUCAAAGCCGGCGACGUUAAGGUCGGUGCUUCCGUAACAACGUUCGUACACUGUCCAAGUUUAACCGGCUUUGUUCUCUCCGUCCACAAACCCGACUCUUUCGUUGUCGAUUACAACGUUCCCAAGAAGAACUUUGGGUUUAAGUUUAUGAAGACGGUGAGGGUUGGGGAGAGACCCUUGAAUUUGACGUACGAACACAGCAGGAGCGAGAACAAGACCGUUUUGGACGGAACCUUUGAGUUCGCUCCUGCGAACAAGGUCUCUGUUAAUUACGCCUUUGACUCGAGAAUCUGCAAGUUGAAGUACACUUAUGUUCAUAAGGGGUUGACAACGUUUGAACCUUCCUAUGACGUGGCUAAGAACACGUGGGACUUUUCCGUUUCGAGGAGGGUCUUCGGUGAUGACACGUUGAAGGCCUCGUACCAGACAUUCAGCAAGGUUUUGGGCCUUGAAUGGGCACGGGAUUCCAAACACAAUGGUUGCUUCAAGAUUGCAGCAUCUCUAGAAUUGGAUGAGGAAUUAAAAGCUCCCAAACUUAGUGUUGAAACCACUUGGAAUUUGGAAAUGUAGUUGCUUCUAAUAUGUUA
This is a messenger RNA of Cajanus cajan (pigeon pea), 653 nucleotides long. Its product is annotated as outer envelope pore protein 24, chloroplastic-like. The record is from RefSeq and is a predicted model, not a curated record. Gene Ontology annotation, biological process: regulation of monoatomic ion transmembrane transport. Gene Ontology annotation, molecular function: voltage-gated monoatomic cation channel activity. NCBI's taxonomy places the organism in Eukaryota, Viridiplantae, Streptophyta, Magnoliopsida, Fabales, Fabaceae.